UACAUUGGUUUGAUAGCAGGUUGCUAAAUGAAUUCCGAUUUCUUACGGUGUCUUUCAUGCCUUAGCAUUCGAAAAAAUAUGACUUCCACUAAGUGGGUCCUCUCAAAUUAGACAUUCUAAGACUUAGACAGCUUAGAGCUUGUUUUUCUUGGCAAGAUAAACAAGUGUAAACACCGGAACAAAGGAAGAAUUCAUGAAACGUUGGUCUUCGGGCUUUGUCAACGAUGGAAAUUGGCAACGAAGAGGAGAAAACUGUCCCAUUCCUUUCUCAAUCUUCAACAUUUCUUCACUGCAAAUAAUUAACCUCGGAUACAACAUGCUCUCUGGUCAUCUCUCCUCGAAUACAUUUGAUCAACUUGCUAUGUUACAAGAGUUUUGGUUGGACAACAAUCAUGUUUCUGGAAGAAUUCCCACGAGUUUAUUCAAGUGCAAACGUUUGGAAUAUUUAUACUUAGCGGAAAAUCAAUUGGAGGGGAGUGUGCCGAUCGAAAUUGGGAAUUUGACUUUGCUUAAGUUUUUGGCUCUCCAAAACAACCGCUUCCAAGGUGUAAUUCCAUCAACUAUCAGGCGCUUGACUCUUCUUACAUAUCUUGAUUUUUCUUCAAACAAAUUGACAGGACGGUUACGAAUUCUACCGCCUUCGUUGCUUUGGUUCUUCGCUGCAAGGAACAAAUUAGUUGGAAAUAUCCCUGCCUCAAUUUGCAAUGUCAGCUCCCUUAAAGAUCUCGACUUGUCUGAAAAUUCUUUGGGUGGAAUUAUUCCAAAAUGCUUUUGGAAUUUAAGUUUCUCUCUCAUUGACCUGAAUUUACAGAAGAAUAACUUCCAUGGUAUAUUAUCAGCGGGAAUAAUAUUUCCUAAAAGUUGUUUUUUGAGAAGUUUCCGCAUCAAUAGCAAUCAAUUUGAAGGGCCAGUACCACAAUUUUUGGUCAACUGCAAGGACUUGGAAAUUCUAGACCUCGGGCACAAUAACUUCAAUGAUACCUUUCCUGUUUGGUUAGGAAAUUCGAAUAACCUACAAAUUCUUGUCUUGCGAUCCAAUAGAUUUCAUGGUCAGAUCAUCAAUUCAGAAGUUGCAUCUUCCUUCUCUCACUUACGGAUCAUUGAUAUAUCUCAUAAUGACUUCAGUGGUUGCUUGCCUUCAAAGUUUUUCGAAGGUUUGCUCGCUAUAAGCAAUGGGUAUGAAAAGACAAGUGAACCAAGGUACAUAGGCUAUGAAUAUUCUAGCAAUAUUGCGUAUUAUGUUGACUCUUUCUUUAUCACAAUAAAAGGUCCUGAGUUGGAGUGUCUGAGAAUCAUUAUCUUUUAUUUGAUGGCCAUUAACUUUUCAAAUAAUCAAUUUAAUGGACAAAUUCCCAAGAUAAUCGGAAAACUUCAGUCACUUACGGCCCUCAACCUCUCUCAUAAUAGUUUAACAGGUGCUAUUCCUACAUCAUUAGGAAACUUGUCAAAUCUUGAAUCAUUGGAUCUCUCGUCAAACAGACUUGAAGGAAAAAUUCCAGCGCAAUUAAUAAAUCUUGUGUUCUUAGAUGGAUUAAACUUUUCUUGGAAUAAUCUCAUGGGACCCAUUCCUCAAGAAAAUCAGUUUUCUACCUUCUCAAACGAUUCCUACAUCGGAAAUUCAGGUUUGUGUGGAUUACCAUUAUCAAAGAUCUGCGAUAAUGAUGAGGGUUUGGAACCACCUCCAGCAAUAUCGGAUGGAGAUGAUGACAUCACCAGAGCAUUUGAUUGGAGAUUUGCUACAUUGAUAGGGUAUGGAUGUGGGCUGGUGUUUGGAUUUAUCAUGGGAUACAUUGUGUUCACAACCGAAAAACCAUGGUGGUUCAUAAGGAUGACUGAGAGAGUUGAGCAAAAAUAUGGUACAACGAUAUAUACAAUACACUUAAUGUUCCUAGGUUGGAUAUGUUCCAAUUAAGGAUCAAUACUCCCAAGGGAAGCUAAUUCGUCCACUGAGACAUUGGCAAAAGUAGGAUUCAAGCCCUGUGUGGUACGGGUUCUAUCAUUCUGCAUAUUGUGGUGGACUUUCUCGUAGGAUUUUGACAAGAAGAUGAGUUUUCAAGCCCUGUGUGGUAUGGGUUCUAUCAUUCUGCAUAUUGUGGUGGACUUUCUCGUAGGAUUUUUACAAGCAUAUUCUCGUAGCUUUUGUUAGUCAAUAAUUUCAGUUGUGUUGGUCUUAUCCUACUUGCUUAUAGAUGAUUUUCAUGUAAUUUUGUUGAGAUUAUGGUAUGUAUUUUCGACAUGAUAUAUAUCUUCAACUAUCCUAUAUAUAACU
Messenger RNA from Theobroma cacao (cacao), 2269 nucleotides. The record is from RefSeq and is a predicted model, not a curated record. NCBI's taxonomy places the organism in Eukaryota, Viridiplantae, Streptophyta, Magnoliopsida, Malvales, Malvaceae.